Molecule: messenger RNA, 1056 nt
Organism: Eutrema salsugineum
Lineage: Eukaryota; Viridiplantae; Streptophyta; Magnoliopsida; Brassicales; Brassicaceae
Product: mitogen-activated protein kinase kinase kinase 17
Exons: 2
Coding region: 1-1056 (351 amino acids)
Biological process (GO): protein phosphorylation
Molecular function (GO): protein kinase activity; ATP binding
Source: RefSeq, a predicted model, not a curated record
AUGACCCGCACAUGUACCCGGAGAGCACGUCCGUUCAAGCAACCCCGGCAGCCUGAUCUCAGUAUCGAGGGAUCUGAUUCAGAGACAGAAAGAGAGAAAAAAAGAGACAGAAGGAGAAAUUCAUUAAGCAACACGAUGAUACUUCUUACCCAAUCAUCCGACACCACCGUUCAGAAAUCUUCCACCGCCGUAACCCACGACGGAGAAAAAAGCGUUUUGUCGUCGUCGUCGUGGGUCAAAACUCAAUUACUUGGAAGAGGCGCUUACGCUUCGGUUUAUUUAGCGACAAGUAAAAGCCAUAAACACAAAACAGAGAGGGCAAUCAAAAGUGCAGAGCUUUCACGAGCUUCGAGCCUCAUGGACGAAAGAAGAAUCCUAAUCCGUUUACAAUCUCCUUUCAUCCUCCGUUGCUACGGCGACGAGAUCGCACUAGAAGAGAAUGAUCCUCUUCAUAUACAAUACAAUCUGAUACUCGAGUAUUGCUCUGGUCAAUGUAUCGCAGACUUGAUCGAGGAUAAUCACGGAAGGUUAUUUGAGUCUGAUGUGAAGCUAUUCGCUAGAGAUGUCUUGUCUGGUCUCAGUUACAUUCACGACAGAAACAUCAUUCAUUGCGACAUUAAACCGGACAAUCUCUUACUCUGCCCUACCGAUCACCGGUUUAGGCCUAACGGGUAUUUGACCAAGAUUGGGGAUUUCGGAUUAGCUAUGGAGAAAGGGUCGAUAGAGUACGGUAAUGGAUACGGUCAUAGGAGAGGCACGACGAGGUAUAUGGCUCCUGAGCUUAUGAGUCAUGGGAUUGUGGAUUUCGGAGUUGAUGUGUGGGCUCUUGGAUGUUCGGUUUUGGAGAUGUUAACCGGAGAAAGUGUUUGGGGAGAAUAUGGUGAUCUUGGUUCUGCUGAUUGGGUCAAUCUCAUCGGUUAUACCGGUUUUACUCCUCAUAUACCGAAUUGGUUAUCUGAAGAGGCACAAGACUUUUUGAGCAGAUGCUUGGAAAGAGACGUUCUCAAGAGAUGGUCUAGCCAUUCACUCACCAACCAUCCGUUUGCUAUGCUUUGA